CUAUAAUUAGAAAACAAAAUUUGUGUAGAAGCGUAUUACAAAACGAAAUGAUGUUUGAUAUCCACACAUUGGAUGUUUGUUACGCUAAUUUCGCAGGGGACAUCAACAAUAAAAGGUGUUGUGUUCCUUUGGUGUUCAAGCUGAGCCCUCACCACUUCCAUCUUUCGUGCUAGCUAGCUUAUUUCCACCAUUUCUUUCCCAGGUAAUAAUCUGACUAGCUAGUGCGACGAAUAAAUAAAAGACAAAAAUAAAAUAAUGGCUUUCAGCGGUACCCAACAGAAGUGCAAGGCUUGCGAUAAAAUUGUUCACUUCGUCGAAAGCUUAUCUGCCGAUGGGAUCUCCUAUCACAAAAACUGCUUUAGAUGCAGCCAUUGCAAUGGCCUUCUCGCGAUAAGCAACUACUGCUCUGGCGAUGGAAUUUUAUACUGCAAGGUGCAUUAUGAGCAGCUUUUCAAGGAAACUGGCUCCUACCCCAAGAAAGUCCAGUCCUCUCCAAAGCCACCAACCGAGCUUAAUAGGACACCAAGCAAAAUUUCUGCCUUCUUCUCUGGGACUCAAGAAAAAUGCUCAAAAUGCAAGAAAACUGUCUAUCCGUUGGAAAAGUUGACAGUGGAAGGUGAGUUUUACCACAAAUCAUGCUUCAGGUGCGCCCACGGAGGGUGUUUCCUGACUCCUUCAACCUAUGCCGCUCUUGAUGGCUACCUAUACUGCAAGCCACACUUCUCUCAGUUGUUCAAGGAGAAGGGCAGCUACAGUUAUCUGUCCAAGCAAGCUUCAUUGAAGAGAAGUGAAAUGCUACAAGAGCAAGAGGCUGCGUCUGCGGAGAAUAAGAAGACUGAUGGUAAUCGCUCAGAGUCGGAAGCAGAAACAGAGACAAAACCAGAGACAGAAACAGCAGAGGUAGAAGCAGAGACAGAGGCAGAGACAGAGAAAAACGAAGCCGAUGAGGAACCAAACUCUGACAAAGAGUAGUAGAUAAAGUGUCAGUUCAACUUGGGGGCUUCACUGCUAAGUGUUUCUUUUCAUGAUUUGAUCUUUCUGGCUAUAACACAACCCCAAAACCCGAAUAUUUUGGGCAUUUUGUUGAUGCAAGGGGUUGGCUUGUCUGAUUUGGGAACAUUCCCACAUAAGGGCUAUUACAAAAGUAUAAUCACAAAUUUGCAAACAGUUAGUUUAGACUGUAAAUCGUUAAGCCUUCUGUUUUUUGGGGCAUGUAGAUGCCUUUAUAUUCGUGCCGCAGUCAUUUCCUUUAAUUCUGUGUUAAGAAACAGACACCAGAAUAGACCAAUAUAUUUUUAUCAUCUCAGUUUAUCAUCAAU
Molecule: messenger RNA, 1319 nt
Organism: Vigna umbellata (rice bean)
Lineage: Eukaryota; Viridiplantae; Streptophyta; Magnoliopsida; Fabales; Fabaceae
Product: LIM domain-containing protein WLIM2a-like
Source: RefSeq, a predicted model, not a curated record